Messenger RNA from Fusarium graminearum PH-1, 1042 nucleotides. RefSeq lists its product as uncharacterized. Bases 183 to 800 code for a protein of 205 amino acids. The transcript is spliced from 2 exons. Lineage: Eukaryota; Fungi; Ascomycota; Sordariomycetes; Hypocreales; Nectriaceae. The record is from RefSeq and is a predicted model, not a curated record.
CUUGCAUCUGCGUCUACACUCCAUAACGUCCUAUCGGCCCCUCUCAUCACAUCGCCUGAUCUGUGAACUCGUCACCGCUACCCCCAACUCGAUCUGCUCUUUACUACACAAAGUGUAUAAGUAGCUGGACACCGCCAACUUUUUAUCACAUCAAACCACAAUUGCCAAUCCCAUCUAUCACAAUGCCUAGAAUCACCGCUUCCGUUUCCAAGGUCACUCGCACUCUGACCGAGUCGCAUCGCCAUGCCGGUGUCGCUCUCAUGCCCAAGUAUGCUGAGCUCCUUGGUUCCUCUUCAGAACAGUCUGAGUCUCGUGGUCUCAAGACUACCCACCGUCCCACUCCUCAGCCAUCCAUCGCUGGUCGCACACGGCCUUUGAUGCAGUCCUUCAGCUCUUCGGCAUCUUCUCGUGCUCCCGUCAACCACGUUGACACCAUGGUGCUGCCCAAGAUUUACGCUACUCCCAGCCACAACGAGCCUCUUCCUCGUAUGCCACUUCUUCCUGACAACUACGGCUCUUACCACAACUCCAUGUCUGAUGCCACCGACUUGUCCACUGGCCACCGACCCAUCAUCUUCGCCAUCAACCCUGAUAUUGUCGUUCCCGGUGCACCCCUCGCAAACAUGGAUGCCACCAACAUGGACAGCAUUGACGUGAAGUUUGUUCACGACCAGCCCAAGAUCUCUACUGCUGCCGCUGGCGAGCAAUACAACCCUGAGCGAAGCACAUUUAUGAUCGACAUGUAUCGCAGUAUGAAGGAAGAUCUUCUUAGUGUUGCACCUCAGCUUAAAAGAAACUAAGAGUUCUGGGAUAAAAGCAUGGAAAGAAAGAGCAGGAGUUUACUACAGUCUCGACAAAGAGAGCUGCAAAUCUAUUAAGCGUUGUAAUUUGUUUUCGCGGAACGGGGUGCGAUCGCAUCAACUAAUGGCCCUAUUGUAAGUGGCUGGCGUGGCUCGAGGCCAUUCAUUUUUAUACUACGAUACACAAGAUCAUAUGAAAGCCCAAGUGGCAGACUCGAAUGAAUACAAGUCUUUUGUUCUUU